CAAUCCCAGCACAGAAUAGAGUUCGAGAAAACAGAAAGAAGAUAUCAAAAGAAAAGAAGGUAUGGAGAAUCAUAGAGCCCAUCAAGUCAUUAGCAUAGAGGAUGAACCAAAGGGCGGCAUAGAAUCCUCGAUUCGUACAAUACAGGAAACGAUCAACAAGUCGGCAUUCAUUAUCAUUCAAAGGCGGUUGAAUGAAAUGAGGAGAUUAGAAGAAAUUGAGAGUCAAGCGAAUCGAAGUUAUAGGUUUAGGUACUCUGUAUGCAUAUAUAGAUUCCCUCAAAGUCUCAAAGAAAUGAGUUGCAACACCGCUGAGCCAGAGCUCGUGUCGAUAGGUCCUUACCACCGAGGCAAACCUGCUGUCCUGGAAUUCGAAAACUCUACCAAAUGGAAGUUAGUUGGUUCCCUACUUCGCCGAACUGGGGAGGAAACGGGGGUGGUCUUACAGCGCUUAGUUGAUGCCAUGAAAGAAUUGGAGACGAAGGCAAGAGAUUGCUACUCUGAGCCCAUUGAAAUGUCAGAUGACGAUUUCGUUCAGAUGAUAGUGAUUGAUGGUUGCUUUGUUGUUGAGCUCUUGCAACAUGUUUGUGGGGAUGAGAAUGGUGAAUACUAUCGUCUCAGAUACAGCAGCCCAAUUCUCACGAAGCCAAGUCUAAUUCCAGUUCUCACGCGAGACCUCCUUAAGCUGGAAAACCAACUUCCCUUCUUUGUUCUUGAGAGGAUAUUCGAUAUCUGCAUCGACAAAAGCGACCCCUUGAGACUGAUGGCCUUAAAACUAUUCAGUCAUUCCCUGCCAAGAUCUCAUCCUGAAUCACUCAAGAGAGCAGUAGACCCGAAUUGCAAGGUAGAACAUCUACUUCAAUUGUUUCACUCCAGCUAUAUCACCCCGAUAUUGAUUCCGCAAAACUAUGAUCAACGGCGACGACCCAUGACAGAUCACUCAAACGCGUCUGAUCAAAUUCAACAUGUGUCACGGAUUGUGAUUAUCCUACAGAUAAUCAUUGCUGUGAUCCUGUCUAUACUCUUGCCCUUUUGGAACUUCUUUCGUUGGAUUUUUGGUAAAUUCAGGAAUCUUCUCAAUCUGUUUCGGAGGGUCAACACCCCCCCGAGAACAAAUACACAACAUGGGUAUCACCCAUUGUCUGAUCAGUCAAUGCAAUGUGUGACACGACUCCGGCCUGCUGGGAUCAAGUUUAGGCCACGAAGAAGAACCGAUAGCUUAUUGGAAAUAAAAUUCCAUAAAGGACUGCUAGAAAUCCCGCCAAUAACUAUCAACAAUGUCACCAUUGCCGCCUUGAUCAAUUGUGUUGCCUGGGAACAACGGGGAAGAAUGCUGCACACAUACCUCCAGAUGCUUCUCUGCGUAUGUUGCCUUCAUGAAUUGCCUCAUCAACUCGGACAGAGACGUUACAUUCCUUUGUGACGAUGGAAUAAUCACAAGUUACUCCCACGAUGAUCAACAAAUUGCUCAAACUUUCAAGGAAUUGGGAGACAAAGUUGUGUAUAACAUUAGGGACUGUUACCUCUCAAAGCAAUUCAAAGAAAUGGAGGCAUACUAUGGCAGCAACUGGGCAACUUUGAGACGCACAUAUUUCAGGAGUCCUUGGUCGUUCAUCUCAGUUGCCACGGCUGCUCUUCUGCUCGGAUUCACGGCAAUACAGACUAUUAUGGCCAUUUUGAGCUACGUGGACCAUUCAUAGAGACUUGGUUAGGAUUAGGUUUUGGGAUUUUCUUGAGUUGGACUUGGCCCAAUUUUUUUUAUUUUGUAUUUGUAUUGUUGUGCUGUUUAGGUGUUUUGGGCUUGGCAGCCUUGGCCCCAAGGUGGUUUUUGGGCUUUAUCCCAUUGAGCGUUUUUUUUUUUUUUUUUUCAGCCAACCUUUUGGUUGGAUCCCUCUCCCCCUGACUUGAUGUACUAUUUGUCAAGUUUUCCUCAAUAAAUUGUUACCGAUAAAAAAAAAA
Messenger RNA from Rhododendron vialii, 1956 nucleotides. RefSeq lists its product as uncharacterized. Lineage: Eukaryota; Viridiplantae; Streptophyta; Magnoliopsida; Ericales; Ericaceae. The record is from RefSeq and is a predicted model, not a curated record. The transcript has a single exon. The coding region runs from base 62 to 1420 and encodes 452 amino acids.